Messenger RNA from Amoebophrya sp. A120, 496 nucleotides. NCBI's taxonomy places the organism in Eukaryota, Dinophyceae, Syndiniales, Amoebophryaceae. The record is from the annotation of a GenBank genome assembly.
GCUGUCGGUGUCGGCCUUCCUCCAGCGAAUAUGAGAGGACCGAAGCUCACAAAGUUGUUUGAACCGCCGCCGAGAGCAGCAGAGCCGGCCAAGAAGAAGGUCACGUCUACAGGAGCUUCUUCUAGCGCUAAGAACAAAGCCAAAGCGUUGCUAUGGAAAAAUGCUACAAAAGACCAGGUUGCAGCUAUGGACGUUGACGAUGACGAAGUUCCCGCUUCUUUCAAAGUUCUCCGAGGCGAGAACCCUCCUUAUCGGAACGAAUUUACCGUGAAGCUUCCGAACAAUCAGGAACAACAUGUCGAAGUGAUCGGGAAUAAGGAAAUUCCGAAAGAUCUAGACGCGCAGAUCAAGCAGCAAGUGCAGCAGGUGUUUCAGGUGCAAGCGGCAGCGGAGGCUAAGCUGAAACUGCAAGAAGGACAGCAAAAUAAAAAGCAAGAAACAGAUCUCUUUUUCCCUUCCGUACUUCCCCUCCACGCACCCUCACCGAAGAGACCAG